UAAAAGUCUUUUUUAUUUUAGAAAUGUAUGCUGAGAAAUGCCAAAGAUAGGCCCUCUAUAGAAGAGUUAUUAUGUCAUCCUUAUCUACAGUCACAGCCAGAAAAGAUGAUGUCACAAAUGCAGAAUAUGUAUAUGUCACGUUUUGAACAACAGUUUAAAAGUAUAUUGUCUCAGUUAACACCACAUUCACCAAAUUCCAUUAAUUGUAUGACACAAAGUCUGAUGGCACAGAUGAACGACAGCAAUGAUGUAGCGCCUGUCUUACCGAUUGCUGCAUCACAAAUGGUUACAAGUAGCACAGCACCAGCCAGCCAACCACAAGAGAUGAAUGGGCAAGCACUCCAGGGAAAACCAGUGACUGUUAAACACUUUGAGACACAGCAAAAACAAUCAAUGGAAGUAGGGCCAUCCAGUUUUUCAUUUCCCCAAAUGAGUAUGCCUCCACCAAAUGUGCCUACACAUCCACAGCGUAAACCUUUAGGUAUGGUGAAUCAACAAAAAAUAGCAGAAGAUUCCAGUCAUCAAAAAACGUCAUUAGAGUCUAAAUAUCUGAACUCUGGUGCAGAAAAUGGAAUAUUGCUGGAAUAGAACUAGUCUGACAUGUUUCAUAUAUAUUAGAUAAUUUCAUUCCAAGUUACUUGGAGUAUUGAUGGAAUAAACUAUUUUUUGGUUUCUAGAAGUCUAAA
Saccoglossus kowalevskii is the source of this 686-nucleotide messenger RNA. RefSeq names its product dual specificity protein kinase TTK-like. The record is from RefSeq and is a predicted model, not a curated record. Gene Ontology annotation, molecular function: ATP binding; protein binding; protein serine/threonine kinase activity. NCBI's taxonomy places the organism in Eukaryota, Metazoa, Hemichordata, Enteropneusta, Harrimaniidae. Gene Ontology annotation, cellular component: kinetochore; nucleus. Gene Ontology annotation, biological process: meiotic spindle assembly checkpoint signaling; protein localization to kinetochore; peptidyl-serine phosphorylation.